UAAAGGCCGGUUUGUAGAAUUGUGAACUCCGAAAGUGAUUUUUGCACCGUUUACAUUAAAUUUAUUUUUAAAAAAAUUCUUUGUUAAAAUGGCAGCAAAAAUGUUCCUGGACUUGCCCGGAGGCUUGAAGAUGCCGGCUCUUGGACUUGGCACUUGGCAAGCAAAGGAUAAAGAUGAGCUCGUUAAAGCCCUAAACGCAGCCCUUGAACUUGGCUACCGGCACAUCGACACUGCUUAUGUUUACGAAAAUGAAAAAAUCAUCGGCGAUGUGUUAAAACAAUGGUUCACUUCCGGGAAAUUGAAACGGGAAGAUCUUUUUAUUACGACAAAACUUCCCAUGUUUGGGGUGCACCCAGACCGGGUUGAGUUUUUCAUGAAAAAAUCGUUGGAAAAUUUGCAAAUUGACUAUGUUGACCUGUAUUUGAUACAUUUCCCUAUUGGCUUUAAGUAUGAUAGUAAUACAGGACGUUCGCUUCUUGAUGAUAAACAACAAAUGGUUCCGGAAGGUAAAACCGAUCAUGCGGCUGUUUGGAAGAAAAUGGAAGAACAAGUCGAUGCGGGUCGAGCCAAAACCAUCGGUCUCUCAAACUACAACAUUUCGCAAAUUGAAACAGUCCUAAAAUCUGCCCGAAUUAAGCCCGCGAAUUUGCAAGUCGAGCUUCACGUUUACUUGCAACAAAGGGCACUUGUUGAUUUUUGCCACAAAAAUGGUAUUACUGUUGUUGCCUACUCACCACUAGCGUCACCAGGUUUCAACAAAUUUUUACAAAGCAUAGGGAAAGAGCCGAAAAAAUUGCCCGAGAUUCUUUCCGAUCCUGUGGUCAAUAAAAUAGCCAAAAAACACUCAAAAACGCCAGCACAGGUUGUUCUCAGAUUUUUGUUGCAACGAGGAAUUGCGGCAAUUCCAAAAAGUGUAACACCGAAGAGGCUUCAGGAAAAUAUAAAUGUAUUUGAUUUCAAACUCGAUGAUGGCGAAUUUAAGGAAUUGUGGAAUUUGGAAGUGGGAGAAGAUGCCAGAGUUUGCGAUUUUAGAUUGGGGUUGUUUAAGAUUGAAGACCAUCCGGACUUCCCGAUGAAACGCUAGGAACUCUCACAAUAAUUUUAUACAAAAACCAUUGUUACAAUAAAAAGUGAAUAAAUUUUUAUGCACUA
Molecule: messenger RNA, 1152 nt
Organism: Tribolium castaneum (red flour beetle)
Lineage: Eukaryota; Metazoa; Arthropoda; Insecta; Coleoptera; Tenebrionidae
Product: aldo-keto reductase family 1 member B1
Exons: 5
Coding region: 89-1084 (331 amino acids)
Cellular component (GO): cytosol
Molecular function (GO): aldose reductase (NADPH) activity
Source: RefSeq, a predicted model, not a curated record